AGGUGGAGAUGCUGUACCAGCGUUACUUCCUCAAGAUGAACCAAAGCAACAUGACCAAUCUAAUCUCGCUGUUACUUUGUGUGUGCACUAUGACCCUGUUAGUUUCCGCCAUGGACUUUGCAGCUGUCAGGAGUGCUGUUGGAGCAGGAAACGUCCCGCCAAUCGCUGACAGACUGCUGAUGCUGGUGUGUACAUCGGUCUGCUGUAUUGCCGUCUACGGAGAGAUACCUAUCGGCCUCUAAAGGAUGCCC
Acanthoscelides obtectus is the source of this 251-nucleotide messenger RNA. Lineage: Eukaryota; Metazoa; Arthropoda; Insecta; Coleoptera; Chrysomelidae. The record is from the annotation of a GenBank genome assembly.